UUCAUGGUCAGUCUGCUCUCGCUGUUGGAGACAGCGGACGGUCAGCAGUACCGUGUAAUAUUGCAAAACAAGGGGACGUAUUUCUCGAGUGUUCUGUGGCGCCAAGACGUCACUGCGAGUGUCGUUUGUGUACACAUUUCUAUGAUAUGUUAAUCAGUGCUUCGUAUUAAAACUCGAACUACUGGAAAUAAGAAAAAUAUGAAUUAUUACUUUCUUUUGUGUUUCAUUGUUUAAGUUGUAGGUUUGACAGUAAGCGUCAGUUGGACUUGGAAGUACAAAGUUGGUGCUACAAAAGUUCCUCUCAUUGUUUACGUCAGUUCCAUCCAGGACCAGUUAUAUCACAAAAACAGAGAAUAGCAGCUUCUCUUUCAUCACAAUCAUCACUGGUUGCUAAGCAAUUGUAAGGAUGAGAUGAGGCCGGUCAGCUUGUUUGGACAGCCCUGAGGAGCAGUCGCCAUGCGGGAGGAAGAACUCGAGGUGGCCAUCAAGGUGGUGAUCGUGGGGAACGGAGCUGUGGGCAAGUCCAGUAUGAUCCAGCGUUACUGCAAAGGCACCUUCACCAAAGACUACAAGAAGACGAUCGGCGUGGACUUCCUGGAGAGACAGAUAGAGCUGGACGGCGAAGAGGUGAGGCUAAUGCUGUGGGACACGGCGGGCCAGGAAGAGUUCGACGCCAUCACCAAGGCCUACUACCGCGGGGCGCAGGCCUGCGUGCUUGCCUUCUCCACCACAGACAGAGAUUCCUUCGAGGCAGCUCACUCUUGGAAGAUGAAGGUGGAGGACGAGUGUGGUGAGAUCCCAACGGUACUGGUGCAGAACAAGAUAGACUUGCUGGACCAGAGUGUCGUGGAUCCGGAGGAAGCGGACCUGCUGGCCAGGGCGCUCGGCUGCAGGCUGCUACGGACAUCGGUCAAGGAGGACAUCAACGUGAAUUCAGUGUUCCGUCACCUAGCGGCCUGCUGCCUGGCAGAAUUGCACCUCCAAGAGGAGGAGUACGCCCUGUCAGGAGCCAGCAAUGGCAUUCACCCACUCACCAUCAGCGCCUUCAGCCCCGCUAUGCAGAACGGAAAGUCCCACCACGGCAAUGGAACCAUCAUCCUACGACCCGGUAAACAGAAGACUCACAAGAAGAAGAGUGUGCUUCGGAAUGCAUGCAGAAUAUUAUGAUGGUCCAUACGACUGCAGACUAUUAGCGACCCCCAUCUGAAAUCACAGAGCCCCAGUGCAUUUAACUGUUUAAGCGAACAAUCGGUACUUGGCUGGAAGUGGCGUACUUACAUCGACGCUACAAGCCAAGAUGACGACACAUCUACCUGUGACAUCAUUACAGUUAAGGGCCUGCAGGAACAUCAGUUUUGUCCGUCCCGUUCUGUAAAGAUUUGACCACGUGUAGGAAUGCCCUCACGGCGUGACCAGCCAACCCAAAUGCAAUUGGCAAUGUUGAACCAAUGUUUUAGUUAUGGCAUGAAAUUAUAAACGGAGGGCAGUACCUUCCGAAAAUGUUAGAAUUUCCAUGCUUGGUACCUUAACCCGUUCCAUGCUGUACGCGCCUCACAAAAAAGCAUUUAUUUCAUACCUCUGAAGAUCAGUAGACAGAAUUGUGUCCCACUCUCGCUCAAAAGUUAGAAGCAAAGUAUCCGCGGCUUUUCGUCAUAAACGUACGUCACCGGGGAUAUUCUAGAACGAGGACGCUUCUCGAAUAAAGACCGGUACGGAAUGGGUUAAGAGUUUCCAAGUAUACGAUUUAAGAAGAACACUUUGAGAUCAUUAGAUUAAAGUUUGCACGACGCAUGGGUGAUAAUAUGUUCUUAAAAACAUAUAAUUAUCCUGAUUUUAAGAAUUUUCAUUCAUAAAGACUAUCUGGAAGAAAAAAAAAUUCCACAUAAUUAACUGUAUGUAAAUAAACUAUUUAAAAAUGCAUAACCUUUUCUUUUUGUAUAUAAAAACGAUAUUUACAGGUAAAAUAAUAGAUUUAGCAUGCGAACCAAGUACUAUUACCGAAUUUGUGUACAUUUUACAUAUUUACUUUUGAAUAAAGGUGGUUUUCUUCUGUGAUUAUCAUUUUAAAGUCAAAGGUUUAUAAUAGAGCAUUUUAUAAAUGAA
Zootermopsis nevadensis is the source of this 2103-nucleotide messenger RNA. RefSeq names its product RAS oncogene family member Rab23 (gene Rab23). Lineage: Eukaryota; Metazoa; Arthropoda; Insecta; Blattodea; Termopsidae. Gene Ontology annotation, molecular function: GTPase activity; GTP binding. The record is from RefSeq and is a predicted model, not a curated record.